This is a messenger RNA of Malania oleifera, 4402 nucleotides long. RefSeq lists its product as uncharacterized. The record is from RefSeq and is a predicted model, not a curated record. Bases 234 to 3887 code for a protein of 1217 amino acids. NCBI's taxonomy places the organism in Eukaryota, Viridiplantae, Streptophyta, Magnoliopsida, Santalales, Ximeniaceae. The transcript has 27 exons. Gene Ontology annotation, cellular component: endoplasmic reticulum membrane. Gene Ontology annotation, molecular function: carbohydrate binding.
UCAAUGAAGAUGGACGAAGCAGCGUACCAGUUUGAUUUGAUUCAAUCUCACGUGGGCCACUAAAGGCCCGGACUGGGCCGUGGUGUUUAGCGUCGCUCUUUUGAUUUUGAUAGCAUGCACUAAACCCUCUGCCGCGGGCGACACGGAGGUGCGAGCUGCGGGAGACUGUAUUCGGGAACCAUAAACCCUUGCGGGGAAGGGACAGAGACAGUUCAUUCCUGGUGGCAUGAAGAAUGCUGCCAGAUCUAUUUUCCCACGACGCGCUCCUUAAGCUCCAAAUCAAAAACAAAAUGGCGAUUUUUGACAGUUUGCUUUACUUAUCCAUUCUUGCAAUUUAUUUAGUGUCAGUAACAUCUGCUGAUCCGAUCCAUGGAUGCGGCGGAUUCGUCGAGGCAAGUUCGGCUUUAGUCAAGUCAAGGAAGCCAACGGAUGCUAAAUUAGAUUAUUCUCAUAUCACGGUUGAGCUUCGCACUGUUGAUGGUUUGGUAAAAGAUAGAACUCAGUGUGCUCCAAAUGGUUACUACUUUAUUCCCGUAUAUGACAAGGGCUCUUUUCUAGUUGAAAUCAAGGGACCAGAAGGAUGGUCAUGGAAUCCCGAUAAGGUUCCUGUUGUUGUUGACCAAACCGGUUGCAAUGCUAAUGAAGAUAUUAACUUUCAAUUCACAGGAUUUACUUUAUCUGGUAGAAUAGUGGGAGCUGUUGGUGGAGAAAGCUGUUCAAUUAAAAAUGGAGGUCCAUCUAAUGUCAAUGUUGAACUUUUAUCUUCCAAUGGAGAUCUCAUUUCAUCGGCUUUAACAUCAUCAGGGGGACUCUAUUCAUUUAAUAAUGUUAUUCCAGGAAAGUAUCAAUUGCGUGCUUUCCAUCUUGAUUUGAAGGUUGAAGUCAGAGGCUCAAGAGAGGUGGAUCUGGGCUUUGGGAAUGGGGUAGUUGAUGACAUUUUCUUUGUUCCUGGGUAUGAUAUACAAGGGUUUGUUGUUGCUCAGGGAAAUCCAAUCUUGGGUGUUCACAUAUAUUUACACUCAAAUGACGUUGGAGAGGUGAAUUGCCCCCAGGGUUCUGGUAAUGCCUCUGGGCAAGGGAAAGCUCUUUGUCAUGCUGUAUCAAAUGCUGAAGGGAUGUUUGUAUUUAAAUCAAUACCUUGUGGUGUUUAUGAGCUUAUACCCUAUUACAGAGGUGAAAAUACAGUUUUUGAUGUUUCACCUCCUUCCAUGUCACUAUCUGUUCAGCAUCAUCAUGUAACAGUCCUCCAGAAGUUUCAGGUCACUGGAUUUUCAAUUGGGGGUCGUGUUGUUGAUGGAAAUGGUAUGGGAGUGAAUGGUGUUAAAAUAUUAGUAGAUGGUCAUGCAAGGUCUGUCACUGACGAACAAGGAUAUUACAAGCUUGACCAGGUUACCUCGAGUCGCUAUAUGAUAGAAGCCAAGAAGGAGCAUUACAAGUUUGAGAACUUAAAGAAUUUCUUGGUUCUUCCAAACAUGGCUUCAAUUACAGAUAUCAAGGCAGUCUCCUAUGAUAUAUGUGGUGUGGUUCGGAUCCUUACUGCUGGUUAUAAGGCAAAGGUGGCUUUGACACAUGGUCCAGAAAAUGUUAAACCUCAAGUGAAACAAACUGAUGCAAGUGGAAAAUUCUGCUUUAAGGUUUUUCCAGGAGAAUAUCGCUUAUCUGCUUUGGCAGCCACAACUGAGAGUGCUCCUGGACUUUUGUUCUUGCCACCUUAUGUUGAUGUUGUGGUCAAAAGUCCUGUACUAAAUGUUGAGUUCUCUCAGGCACUAGUUAAUGUACGUGGUGCAGUGGCCUGCAAGGAGAAAUGCGGUCCGUCUGUUUCUGUUGAACUUGUAAAACUGACCAGCGUACAUGAUGGAUUGAGGGAAACAGUUAAAUUGACUGAUCAGAGCAGUGAAUUUUUGUUUUCAAAUGUUUUUCCUGGAAAAUACAGACUUACGGUCAAGCACAUUUCCCCUGAGACCAGAAAAGAUAAUUGGUGCUGGGAGCAGAGUUCUGUGGAUCUCAACAUUGGUGCUGAGGACAUAGAAGGAAUCGUAUUUGUUCAGAAGGGUUACUGGGUUAAUGUUAUCUCCACACAUGAUGUUGAUGCUUACUUGACUCAUGCUGAUGGUUCUUCUGUCAAUUUGAAAAUUAAGAAAGAUUCACAGUAUAUUUGUGUUGAAUUGCCUGGCGUGCAUGAACUGAACUUUGUUAACUCAUGCAUUUCCUUUGGGAGCUCAUCAGUGAAGAUUGAUACACUAAACCCAUUGCCUGUAUAUCUUAAAGGAGAGAAAUAUCUCCUUAAAGGACAUAUACAUAUUGAUUUGAGCUCCCUCAGUGGUGGGCAUGAGUUACCUGACAACAUCAUCGUGGACGUACUUAAUAGUGAGGAUUCUGUUGUUGAUCAAAGCAUUGCUAGACUUAUAAACAAUGGUAAUAAUCAGAAAAAUGUUGCCGAGUAUGAGUACUCUGUUUGGGCUAAUCUUGGAGAAAAGCUUUCCUUUGUUCCUUCAGACCCCAGGAAUAAUGGGGAGAAGAGGAUCUUGUUUUAUCCCAGACAGCAUCAUGUCUAUGUGACAAAUGAUGGUUGCCAAGCUUCAAUUCCUCCAUUCUCUGGUCGAAAGGGAUUGUACAUUGAAGGCUCAGUUUCUCCCUCACUUUCAGGCGUUCAUGUCAGGGUUAUUGCUGCAGGUGACAGCCAGAAUUCUCCAGUUAAGAAAGGGGAAUUGGCAGUUGAAGCCAUGACAGGGCCUGAUGGUUUAUUUUUAGGAGGGCCUCUAUUUGAUGACAUAAGUUACACCAUUGAAGCUUCAAAGCCUGGUUAUCAUUUAAAGCCAGUUGGACCCUAUUCCUUCUCUUGUCAAAAGCUUAGUCAAAUCUAUGUACAUAUAUAUUCUAAUGAGGAUGCUAAAGAACCUUUUCCUUCUGUAUUGCUGUCAUUGAGUGGUGAUGAUGGUUAUAGGAACAACACUGUAACUGGUGCUGGAGGAAUUUUCAUCUUUGAUAAUUUAUUUCCUGGGAGUUUUUACUUGCGCCCUUUGUUGAAGGAAUAUGCUUUUUCACCUCCAGCGCAGGCUAUAGAACUUGGUUCUGGGGAGUCCAAAGAAGUAAUUUUCCAGGCCACCCGUGUUGCUUACAGUGCCACAGGUAUGGUCACUUUGUUGUCUGGCCAACCUAAAGAAGGUGUUUCAGUUGAAGCCCGAUCAGAGUCAAAAGGCUAUUAUGAGGAAACUGUAACUGAUUCAUCAGGAAAUUUUCGUCUAAGAGGACUUCUUCCUGACACAAUUUACCUGAUCAAAGUAGUGAAAAGGGACGAUCUGAGUGGCACUAUGAUUGAGCGUGCAUCUCCAGAAUCUGUUUCUGUUAAGGUUGGGUCUGAGGAUGUCAGAGGAUUGGAUUUUUUGGUAUUUGAGCAACCAGAACAGACCAUAUUAAGUUGCCAUGUUGAAGGAGAAAGAAUUGAGGAACUACAUUCUCAUCUACGGGUGGAAAUCAAAUCAGCUAGUGAUCCAUCUAAGAUCGAGUCCGUCUUCCCCCUCCCUCUUUCUAACUUCUUCCAGGUGAAGGACUUGCCCAAGGGCAAGCACCUCUUGCAGCUCCAAUCUAGUUUCCCAUCAAGCACCUACAGAUUUGAAUCAGAUGUUAUUGAGGCUGACUUAGAGAAGCAUGCACAAAUUCAUGUGGGACCCCUCAAGUACACAAUUGAAGAGGAUCACCAUAAGCAGGAAUUAACUCCGGCACCUGUAUAUCCUCUUAUAGUUGGAGUCUCUGUCAUUGCACUCUUUAUAAGCAUGCCAAGAUUAAAGGACUUGUUCCAAGGAUCAACGGGAAUAUCAACUGUGGGUUCCUCUUUGACUGCAAAAAGGGAAGCACGGAAGUCCUCUCUGAGAAAGAAAACCUUCUGAAGAUCCGGUUUGCAUUUUACAAGAGCAUAGUAAUUUUGAAUGCGGAAUUUUCAGUUCUAUAUUCCAAGAUUUUGCGAAUCACGAGCCCGAGUGAGAGAGCAUUUGAACGUUAUAUGCAUAUUGGGCAAAGGUACCAAAAUUUUAAUGAUUCCAUAAAUCAGCAUAGAAAUUUUUGGCUACUUCUACCAUCUGUUAUUAGACGAAGAUGCUGCUGGAAAAAAUGGCUUCGAAGCCAAGAGGGUCACUUGGUGCUCAGCAAGGUGAUGAAGCCAUAGGAGGAGGAAGAGUUAUAGCUCAUUGAAAUGAUGAAAGCAGUGAUGAAGAAGCUGCUGAGAGCCCCUGUUUGGUUCGUGAAAUAUCCUAACAUAUUUAUAGAACUUUAUAUUAGAAAAUGAGUUUGUGAGAACAUUUUGCCUGAUUUCCGUUAUUCUUAGAAUAUGCGAUAUUAUUAUCACGUUACUUUUUGGCUCAAAACAAAUAUGAGAAUCAAAUGCUAUCCGCAUUACAUCCUCAAA